GCAUAAGUGGUUUUCAUCUUUUUUGGCAGCCCAAAACCUGAGUGGAGAUUGAAUAAAACUAAAUUGGACCAUCCAGUUUCUUUCCCAGGAUCAUCUAGACCGUGUACCACUCUAAGAUGGAUUCUUCCAAAUCUGAGGACUGUGAGUACUUUGGCAAAAUCCAUGGAAUUCCAUUGUAUAAAGAGUUUAUAAAAUAUUGGAAUGAUGUGGAGACAUUCCAGGCAAGACCAGAUGACAUUGUCAUUGCCACUUAUCCCAGAUCUGGUACAACCUGGGUUAGUGAAAUUAUAUACAUGAUCUACAAAGAUGGUGAUGUGGAAAAAUGCAAACAAGAUGUCAUUUUUAACCGGAUACCUUUUUUGGAAUGCAGAACAGAAGAGUUGAUGAAUGGAGUAAAACAACUAAAAGAGAUGGCAUCUCCUAGAAUCGUGAAGACUCAUCUGCCAGCUGACAUUCUUCCAGCCUCAUUUUGGGAAAAUAACUGUAAGAUGGUCUACGUUUGCCGGAAUGCCAAAGAUGUGGCUGUUUCUUUUUAUUAUUUCUUUCAAAUGGUAACUUCUCAUCCAGAUCCUGGAUCUUUUGGAGAGUUUGUGGAGAAAUUCAUGGAUGGACAAGUGCCGUAUGGUUCCUGGUAUAAACAUGUAAAAUCUUGGUGGGAGAAGAGGAAUAAUCCACAUGUGCUUUUUAUCUUCUAUGAAGACCUGAAGAAGGAAAUCAGAAAAGAGGUGAUAAAAGUGAUACAAUUUCUGGGAAGGAAGCCAUCAGAGGAGCUUGUGGACAAGAUUAUACAACAUACUUCAUUCCAGGAGAUGAAGAACAACCCAUCUACCAAUUAUACAGUGCUACCAGAUGAAAUCAUGAACCAAAAAAUUUCUCCCUUCAUGAGAAAGGGAAUUACAGGAGACUGGAAGAAUCACUUUACAGUGGCACUGAAUGAGAAAUUUAAUAUACAUUAUGAGCAGCAAAUGAAGGGGUCAACACUGAAGUUAAAAAUUGAAAUCUAAGAAGGGUUUUCUUAAUACAUCUGAGAUUAAAGCCUUCUUCUCAUCAUUCUUCACUUUUUUCAAAUUUUGGAUUGGUAGAGAAGGAAUCAUAUGAAGGAUCAUGAUCAGAUUCACAUGAUUAUUGAAAUGUUCAUAUCAAAACAAGAUUUUUUUCUACGCUAUGAUCUUUUUUGUUUUCUUUCUUUUUCUUCUUUCUUUACAAAUA
This is a messenger RNA of Hyaena hyaena (striped hyena), 1209 nucleotides long. Its product is annotated as sulfotransferase 1E1-like. The transcript is spliced from 8 exons. Lineage: Eukaryota; Metazoa; Chordata; Mammalia; Carnivora; Hyaenidae. The record is from RefSeq and is a predicted model, not a curated record. Gene Ontology annotation, biological process: sulfation. Gene Ontology annotation, cellular component: cytoplasm. Bases 117 to 1004 code for a protein of 295 amino acids. Gene Ontology annotation, molecular function: sulfotransferase activity.